UGCAUCGUGUCAUCUGUCAAGUUUAUUUUGGCACAAGACAAAAAUGCCUAACUGAAAAAAUCGUAAACAGAUAUUUCACAACAAAUUGAAUUAAAUUCGCUAUAAAAUAUUAUUUAUAAAAUGAUUGCCCGGCCAACUUUAAACAGAAUACCUGGAGAAGCAGCUGCUUUAAAAUCUGAUCAUCUUAUUCAAGAUCUAACAAAACUUGAUAGAUUACAACUUCUUGAAAUUAAAGCGCGCGAGGAAAAACUAAUAUCCAGAAUACCAAAUCUAAACAAACUACCCGACAAGGGACAACGUAUAAAAGAUUUCUUUCAAAAAGUAUGCAAGGAACUUGAAAGACGUUCCGACAUAGAUGAUGCAGCUGAAAAAUUUUCCGAAAUGAACAUUGCUUCCAAAGGUGAAGAAAAACUUAUCAAAAUGGAAUGGAAUGGAAAGAUUAGUUCUGAUCCAACUGUUGAUGUGAUUGACAGUGACGACGAAGCCGAAUUAGAUCCACUAAAGAUCAUAGCUCAACGCACAAUGCACGAAAAGAAAGUUAUCAAUAUUCCACCUGAGGAAUCUUUAAUAACUCAAAAAGAUAUUGAAGAAAUUAAUUCGUUUAAAAAUGAAAAGCCGGAUUUAGUGGUUGAUGCUGAGAUUGUUAGCAUAAAUGUUAUUGAUAAAAUUGAUAAGCUGAAACCUCUGUUAAAAGAAGAUCUUAAUAGAAACUUACACUUCAAUGAACAAGAGGAAGACCCACAUUUGCAGUAUUUGGUAGAGAAAGGCGUUGACCGACCGGCAAUUAAAGAAAAGUAUAAACCAUAUCAAACCACAAUCUCUAAUGUGCAUGAUCCAGAAAAAGAAAAACUUCGAAAAAAGGGAAAGCAUUGGGAGAACACGGCUGCAACACCUCCUCUAAUUCAACAUGGUGCAACUAAAAUGCUGUCGUUAACUGACUCAGUUGAGAUUCAAAAGACAUAUUUAGAAAAGUUGAAGAUACUUCAAGAAAAACAAGCUGCCGAUAGGUUAGCAGCAAGGAUGCAACGAGCUGCUAAUAAUCCUAUUCAAGUACCAAGCGAAGCUGUCCGUAAAAAUAAUCCAAACUUCAACACAUACAGAGAUCCAAAACCGAAACAAAUCAACAUCGAAGGUGAGAAGCAAAUCGAUGAAGAUGAUGAAGUGGAAGAUUUGGACGAUGAAAAACCGGGAGGAGUUGUGUAUACAGUUUUUGAUUAGGUAAUAAUUUUAAUUUUACGGUCCUUAUAAUGAAGAAAUCAAGGUGCCCAUAACAAGGCUUUAAACAUUGUACCUUUAUAUAAAUUUGUAAACGUAAAAUGUAAAUAAGUAGUUUUUAGUUUUUGUAUGUAUUUAUGUGAAAUAAUUAAAAUAAAACUGUCAAGCUGGAUUCUGCAAAGUAAUUUUGUUCUUCUUCCAUUGUUCCAUCAAUACAAAAUGCUUAAUUUUGUAUAUUAAAUAUAUUUAUUUAUUUAUAACAAUUAAAAUGGAAAAAAUAUACAUAUCACUGUAAUUUAAACAUUUAAUUUUUUAACAAUAUUACUAGGCGCUUUUAGAAAAUGUAUUAUUUUUUUUGUAUCACAAAUAUUUUAUUAUAAUUUUAAUAACUUGGAAGAUUUUUGCAUGAAGGCUUUUAUUUUUUUUUAUUGUCAACACAUGCUGUAGCGUCUUAAGCUAACUUGAGAGUUUGGAAUAAUCUGGUUAUACUAGUGGAAGAGCUUUUGUGCGUAAAGAAAUUCAAAGAAA
Messenger RNA from Episyrphus balteatus (marmalade hoverfly), 1743 nucleotides. It is a transcript of the gene Polr2M, whose product is annotated as DNA-directed RNA polymerase II subunit GRINL1A. The transcript has 3 exons. The record is from RefSeq and is a predicted model, not a curated record. NCBI's taxonomy places the organism in Eukaryota, Metazoa, Arthropoda, Insecta, Diptera, Syrphidae. Bases 121 to 1218 code for a protein of 365 amino acids. Gene Ontology annotation, molecular function: transcription elongation factor activity. Gene Ontology annotation, biological process: transcription elongation by RNA polymerase II. Gene Ontology annotation, cellular component: nucleus.